AAAGCGAAGUAAAAUCGGAAUGAUGCGACAAAACUGAGGGUUGACCGCUCUUUUUUUCAGGGACACUUAAAAGGCGCACGAUUGCGUUCUUUCUGAGUUUUUUUUUGUUUUUCUACCUUUCUUCAACUUAUCUCUUUUUUAAUCAAACAUGGGUAUCCUCGACAUUGUUCCCGCUGGCGUCCUCACUGGUGACAACGUCCGCAAGCUUUUCAGCUAUGCUCGCGAACACAAGUUUGCUAUUCCUGCCAUCAACUGCACUUCCACAAGCACUGUCAACGCUGCUCUUGAAGCCGCUCGUGACAUCAAGUCUCCCAUCAUUAUCCAGUUCUCCAACGGUGGUGCCGCCUACUUUGCUGGUAAAGGUUUGAGCAACAAGAACCAGGAAGCUUCCGUCAUUGGUGCUGUCGCUGGUGCCCAGUACGUCCGUGCUGUUGCCAAGGCCUACGGUAUUCCUGUUGUUGUCCACUCUGACCACUGUGCCAAGAAGCUUCUUCCUUGGUUCGAUGGUAUGCUCGCUGCCGAUGAGGAAUACUACAAGGCCAACGGUGAACCUUUGUUCUCCUCUCACAUGUUGGAUCUUUCCGAAGAGACCAAGGACGAAAACAUCGAAAUCUGUCUUACUUACUUGAAGCGUAUGGCGGCUAUCGGUUGCUGGCUCGAAAUGGAAAUCGGUAUCACCGGUGGUGAGGAAGAUGGUGUGAACAACGAAAACGUUGAAAACUCUGCUUUAUACACUCAGCCCGAGGAUAUCUGGGAUAUCUACAAGGCUUUCUCCGAAGUCACUGACUUGUUCUCCAUUGCUGCCGGCUUUGGUAACGUCCACGGUGUGUACGCUCCUGGUAACGUCAAGCUUCACCCCGAGCUCUUGGGUAAGCACCAGGCUUACGUCGUCGAGCAGCUCAAGUGCGAUAACCCCAAGCCCGUCUACUUUGUCUUCCACGGUGGUUCCGGCUCGACUGAGGAGGAAAUCGCUGAAGCCGUUCGCAACGGUGUUGUGAAGAUGAACGUCGAUACCGACACCCAAUGGGCUUACUGGUGCGGUUUGAGAGACUUCUACAAGGCCAAGCAAGACUACUUGCAAACCCAGGUCGGUAACCCCGAAGGUGCCAACAAGCCUAAUAAGAAGUACUACGAUCCCCGUGUGUUCAUCCGCGAAGCCGAAAAGACCAUGAUUGAACGUGUCAAGCGUGCUUGCAAGGACUUGCACAACGUCGACGUCUUGUAAAUGCUUUGUCGCCAUUUCUUACCCCAUGUUAAAUUUCUUUGUUUACCUCUUUAAACUUUCCAUCUGACUCUUUUUUAUACAUACUAUUCUCGAUCGUUUUUUCCAUUCAAUUCAAAACACAUGGCUUUGGUCAUGAACCCAUCGAUGUCAUGGAGGCAAUCGAAGAAAAAAUCAAAAAUACUACCUUGGUUGUAUUUUGUCAUUUUCAAUGAAUAUCAAAUAAUACAGUACGAACAUUGAGACUCUAUAUUUCUUUUGAUGUUCAAGGCAUUGCAUAAGGGUGCGAAUUCUCUAAAAGGCAAAAAUAAGAGACA
Molecule: messenger RNA, 1539 nt
Organism: Radiomyces spectabilis
Lineage: Eukaryota; Fungi; Mucoromycota; Mucoromycetes; Mucorales; Radiomycetaceae
Product: fructose-bisphosphate aldolase, class II
Exons: 5
Coding region: 149-1225 (358 amino acids)
Biological process (GO): glycolytic process; gluconeogenesis
Cellular component (GO): cytosol
Molecular function (GO): zinc ion binding; fructose-bisphosphate aldolase activity
Source: RefSeq, a predicted model, not a curated record